Messenger RNA from Cladocopium goreaui, 341 nucleotides. The record is from the annotation of a GenBank genome assembly. Lineage: Eukaryota; Dinophyceae; Suessiales; Symbiodiniaceae.
GCAGGCGUGGAGCAAUUGGAGAAGUUCGUGGAAGGAUGAGAAGAAUGAUGAGAAGAAGGAACGUGAGAGAUCACCACGGCCACAGGUGGCGGAAGAACGACCACCGAUUGAAAUGUCUCGUUUGCCACCUGGUUGGCGAAUUUUCCAAUCGCGUCGCGAUGCUUCUACCUUCUAUCUCUGGAACGAGCACUCGGGACAUAUGGUUCUUUUGCCAAAGACGGAUCCUGAAGCGAAGCGCUAGUUGGGUCGGCCUUGCUGUUCACUGCGCUGAUGCAUGCACGGAAAGAUCCAAAACGGAUUGCCUUUUACGUAAAACAUUGCAGAGAAACAUGUGCAUGUAA